Lactuca virosa is the source of this 726-nucleotide messenger RNA. The record is from the annotation of a GenBank genome assembly. Lineage: Eukaryota; Viridiplantae; Streptophyta; Magnoliopsida; Asterales; Asteraceae.
AUGACAGCGACGGGAAGGAGAUGCCGACGACGGCAAAGAGAUGACGGCGACGUAACUCCGGCGGCGGCAGAAAGAACAAACUCCGGUAAGAAAAUGACAUCGAGUGAAAGAGAAGAUCGAAGGCAACGAGGGUUUGAGUGGGAGGUACUCUUUGACGAAGAUGAGGAAAUUGUCGAGGUUGGUGGAUCCGUUGGCUCAUUAGUUGGGUUUUAUGGGCUUGCUGGCUAUUACAUUGAUGCCAUUGGUGUGUAUCUAAAAGCCUAUGAGGAAAUCAUACGGGUUGGAACAUGGGGGAAAAAUGAACCUGGAACUCCGCAAAAUGUUUGGUCCUUCCAACUUGAGAAAAAACAUCAUCUGAAGAAGAUCACCAUUGAUCAUGGUGAUCUGAUAUACUCUCUCAUCUUCACCACACAAUGUGGAGACUCAACACAUACUACUGCAAAGUUUGGUGGUUGGAAUGGUGGAGAGACAGUUUCUGAGGUAAUAUUUGAAGCUGACGAGGAAAUAACAGGCAUCAGUGGAACAAGUGCAUUAUCAAGGGGAAGUGUUCCUGACUUACCUAUAAUAUCAUCAAUAUCAUUCAUCACAAACAAGAAAACUCAUGGACCUUUUGGUAACGUAAGAGGAACGCCUUUCCCUGUACCAUGGGAUGGUGGUUCUUUUGUUGGAUUUUACGGGCUUGCUGGCUAUUAUCUCGAUUGCAUUGGUGUCUAUUUGAAAGCUUGA